Molecule: messenger RNA, 3137 nt
Organism: Halichondria panicea
Lineage: Eukaryota; Metazoa; Porifera; Demospongiae; Suberitida; Halichondriidae
Exons: 13
Coding region: 1325-2656 (443 amino acids)
Source: RefSeq, a predicted model, not a curated record
AUAUUGUACAUGUAUAUUGUUAUCUAUAUUGUAGUGUUUUGUGGCCAGGAGGAUCUGGAUCUGGAUAUCACACAUGUGACAUGGGCAUUACAUCCACUAAAGGGUGUGUCCAAAGAGAUCCAGGGGGUUCGCAUGGUUAGCACUGGAUAAUAGUAGUCUUAAGGUCAGCAUGUAAGCUGCAAAGCAUGCAGUAGUGACUAUAGACUAUAGUCUAUACCGAGUUUAAUCUAAAGUAGCGAGCUCUUUUAUCUAUGGGUGCACUGAGCUAGCUCCGCAGAAUCAGGUAGAUCUAGAUCUAUAUUCUAUAGCUAGCUGGCCGGCCAUGAGCAAGAGAAGGAUAAGUGUGAAGCCUAAGUCUCAAUCUAUCUCCUACUUUGAAGUAUCUCCUUCAAAACGUCGUGCUGUGCAUAAAAAGUCUCUCUCUUUGUCUGCUGUGCCAGAAUCCUCUUCUGUUAAUUCUUCCAGGAGUACUAGGUUCCUCUCCAGUGAUAAAAAUGAAGCUGAAGAAGUAGAUGUACAUGGAGCGAGCAGGCCUACUGAUGUUAUCAGUGGCGACUCUCCAGAUGUAUUAAUCAGUAGUGAGUGGCAUGAUCAUGAUCCAGAGAGCUCGGGGCAGGAUGACACCACUUUUCCAGACACGGUGAGCUCAAGUGCUUAUGAGAAGCGACAGCAGAAGGCUGCUGACAACUGGGCUGAAGUGCGUGUCCAGUUGCUACGUGCCAGUGUAGAAACCGGAAUUCCUUCCCCUUGUUCUGUGUGUGCCGAGUGUGAAGAACCCGCUGUUGCAAUUUGCCGGGAUUGUGGACCACAGGCAUACUACUGUGCCAACCAUGUGGACUCAGUGCACUCUCUGACAAAUAUUUUUCAUCGACCUUUUCUCUGGAAAGUAUGCACUAAUCAAACAUACUGCUGUACAUUUUUGUGAUUAUUAAAUGCAUGCGAUCUGAUUUUACAGAAUGGAAUGCUUCACCCAUACUAUUUCAAGCAGUCGAGAACCUUUCCAGCACUUCAUUGUUGCUGUACAACUUACAUAAAAGAAGUUGUUUGUCUUGACCCUAAAGGUUUCCAGCAUUGUGUGUGCGUAACCUUCUGCAAGUGUGAGCCUGAGGCUGUUACUCUUGUGCGGCAUAACAUGUGGUGCGGCAUAACAUGUGGCCAGCGACACCAGCAACUCUCACCCUAGCAUUUUAUCAGGAUCUGCUACUAUGGAUGGAGUGAGUCACUUUUGCUGGAAGGGUGUAUUGGUGUCGAUGCUUUUUGUCGUUCUCUUGAAUACAAAAUUGGAAGAGAUAUCAGCAAACAACUCCGGAAGAUCUAUCCUGUCAUGAUUGAUGCAUUUGAAGAAUAUAGGUUCAACAGAUAUCAACUCGACUGUCUUCUAUUUUUGUCUCCUGACUUGAACACUACAGCUAUCUGCCCUGCCUGUCCUCAGAGCAAUGGAACUCAAAUUAUAUCCAUGGAUGGUGUAUUUGGACUAUGUCGGAAAAAGUCUGCUGGUGUUAGUGUUCGACCACCACUCUUCUCUGGUGUAUUCUUUGAGGAACAGCAAGCAGUAGAUGAGUUUGUUGCUGAUUAUGAUACAUUUGGCCAGAUAAUCGACAAGGGGUGUCAUGAGUUCCUCGCUGGAGACACUUUGCGCUCCAAAUCAAGGUACGCAGCUCUAGAUGAAACUGCCGUGUUUGGAAGCAUCUGUCGUCAUGAGUUUCCCGAGAGAUUUCUGAAUAUGAAGCAUGGAGAAAGACUAGCAUAUACUGUGUACCUGCUAAAGAAGGCACACCAAAACAAGGGUGACAAGUGUCUGUUGUUACUGUAUGAUAUUGCCUGCUUACUCGAAACUCAUCUGAAGAAUCGUGGACAUCUUGACAUGUUAGAAAAGACAUCAUUAGGAGUGCCAAUUUUUCAUGUCUAUGGGCAUUGUGAUUGUGCAUUCUGUCAGCUGACAUAUUCACCUAGAGUCCUAACUGGAUGCGGACUUACUGAUGGUGAAGCUAUGGAGAGACUGUGGUCAUAUGUAAGAAGAUUUGCUAAAUCCACCAAAGAAAUGCGACCAUCUCAUCGCAUUGAUGUCCUUACCUCAGCUCUAUUACAUUAUGCAUCAAGAGUACGUCUUAAUCUAGGGGCAUCGUUAGUCAAAAGGCUGAAGAACGCCCAAAACACUCAACAUAGUGCAACAGAGGACUUAUCAAAGCUAAUCAAUGAGUCAAAUGGUACACUGACGGAGUCAUCAGCUAAACAAUUGCAGAAACAACAACACGGGCUGUUCGCAAGGAGUCAAACUGAUCUGAGUUUCGGGCAACGUCACAAAACCUUUCAGAACAUCCUUCAUAUUGCUCGCGAGCGUAGGUUUUUAAUAUCUACCAAAGCGAGAUACGCUGAUGGUCAAUCGAUUGCUGCACGCGCACGCCUUGCAAAGAAGAUAUCAUCAAGUACGAGUACGCUGAAACGAACAGUGAGCAGAUUUAAUGGUAUGCGUCAUGAUCAAUUUGAAGAAGUAGCAUACCAUCUGCCAGCCAAUUUGAAUUGGGAGACAGUUUCCAAUUUGGAAGAAUUGUCUACGUUGGAGGUCGCGUCCGCUGGAAAUUGUACCAUUCCCAUUCAACCAUUCCCAUUCAACCAUUCCCAUUCAUUUGUGGAUAAAAGUUGUGAGAGCAUGUAAUAUGAAGGAAAGGGCAACGGAAGAAGUGAAGAUGAUAAUGGAAGAAAUUAAUACUGUUGCCAACAACCUGAAAUACGAGCAUUCCGUAAUAAGUCGUCAUAUACAGGAUAUCGCCACAUCUGAUAGUCUGUCUCUGUUUCAGAAAGGUUGCCUUAACCUUUUGCACCGAAGAUUAUUACUUUGCGAAUCUUAUUUAAUUACGUUUUCCAGAACAGUUAACCAGUAUCAUAUUGUAGAGCUACCUGAUACGAGCUUAUUAGGUCCAGAUGGUUCAUUUUUUUACAAUUGUCAAAUUCAUGAACAUGAUUACCCUUCCGUUACUGAUAUUAUUUGUACAGACAGUAGUAGUGAUGAUGAUUCUGACGUGGACAAUUGAACACUUAUCUUUUUUAUGUACUUUAAUUAAUAAUUUAUUAAUCACACUAGCUAUAGGCAGUCAUUAUUUCUUAAACAUCAAUGCCUUUUAUAAAUUGAAGUCAAG